AUUUGCGUGUGCGAGAGAGAGAGAGAGAGAGAGAGAGGAGGGUGCGAAAGACGGAUAGACAGAGAGAGACCGAGUUAGAGCGAGAGCAAGGUGCACACGCUGCUCAGCCUCCUCAUUGCAGCCGCGACAGGCAGCCAGAGAGGAGCUCCAAUCUAACUGGUGGCAACAAUAGACUACUGAAAACACAGCUUGAACGAUCAAUAGACCUUUGCCAGAAACAUUGUGAGAGGGAGAAAGCUGCUCAAGGACCAGGGUGGAGCAGAUAAGGUGAAGAUCUGAGGCAAUUACAGCACCGGCUUCCAAACCUAGAAGACCACUGGGGACUUUGCAGAGCAUCAGAGGGCGCAGGUUAUCCUUCUGUGUGGAGAGACAGGAAGAGCAUAAGCACUGGCACAUAAGUGCCAAUCAGAGGUCUAUUUGUGGAGUUGAUGAUCUCGCCCUAGUGCCCGAGUUGUGAUGUGGGGGUGCACCAUGGCAAUACAAGGCUCAAUAGUGAGCCUUGCUCUACUGUUCUUUGGGAUUCAAGCUGUUCCUAACCCCACCAACAAACUAGUGAGGACCACAAGGGUGAGACGACAAGUUCCAGAAGGUGGGGGUCCCCCUAGUAACCUGACCCAGCCCAUGAUCUUCAAUCAUGUAUACAACAUCAAUGUACCUCUAGAGUCACUCUGUUCAGUGGACCUAGACACAGUACCAGGCCCAGAGAUAAACAAAGGUACAACUGGGAGUGACAAGAUGCCGACGGAGUACACAGAAGAGACAGUAGACUCGGACAGCCAGGUGACCUUCACCCAUCGCAUCAAUAUCCCUAAGCAGGCCUGUGCUUGUCCUGCGGCUGCCACCAUGGAGCAGCUGGCUAACCGCAUAGAGAUGCUGGAGAGGGAGGUGUCCUUGCUUCGAGCACAGUGUAGCUCCAGCUGCUGCGGAGAGAGCUCUGUUAUGGGUCGCUUGGACUUCGUCCCUCAGUGUGGCCAUGGCACCUUCAGCAUGGAGGUUUGUGGGUGUGUUUGUGAAGAAGGGUGGAUUGGCAAGAACUGCUCUGAACCCCGCUGCCCAGAUGACUGCUCCGGCCAGGGCAUUUGCAUCGAAGGCGAGUGUGUAUGCGACCGUAACUUUGGCGGUGAGAACUGCUCAGAGCCUCGAUGUCCAGGUGAUUGCUCUGACAGGGGGUUGUGCAUUGAUGGUGAGUGUGUUUGCGAGGAAGCCUAUGCUGGGGAGGACUGCUCGCAGGGCAGAUGUCUGAACGACUGCUCAGAUCAAGGAACCUGUGUGAACGGAACCUGCCAGUGCAGAUCCGGCUUCCUGGGGGAAGACUGCUCUCUCAUCUUCUGUGCUAAUAACUGCAGCCAGAAAGGGGUGUGUAAGGAUGGUUUCUGUGCCUGUCAAGAGGGAUAUACAGGAGAUGACUGCACUUCAGUAUCACCUCCUAUGAAUCUGCAAGUUCAGGGAGUGUCAGAGAACGCCAUUGAUCUGCAGUGGGAGGGGCCAGUGUUCCUGACAGACUAUCUCAUCACUUACGCCCCUACAACCCCUGGUGGAGUCCAACUAGAGAUCAGAGUCCCAGGAAACGUUACCAACACCACCAUCAAAGGGUUGGAGCCGGGUCUGGAAUACAACAUCAACGUGUACGCAGUGAUCGACAAUAUCAUCAGUGCCCCUAUGAACACCUUAGCCUCCACCUAUCUCUCGAAUCCAGACGGUUUACUCUUCAAAUCCAUCAUGGAGACAUCCGUGGAGGUUCAGUGGCAACCCUUAGACUACUUGUUUGAUGGUUGGGAAAUAAGCUUCAUUCCCAAGGACAAUGAUGGCGGGAUGACAGCACAACUACCCAGUACCAUCACGUCGUUCCACCAAACAGGGCUGAAGCCUGGAGAAGAAUACACUGUCAACCUGGUGGCCUUGAAAGACCAAGGCAGGAGCCUGCCUGUUACUGCAACCGUUAUCACACUAAUCGAUGGCCCAACACAGCUUAUUGUACGAGAUGUCUCAGACACGGUUGCCUUUGUGGAGUGGAGCCCACCCAAGGCUAAAGUGGACCAGAUUAUAUUGCGGUACGGGCUGGUAGGGGUGGACGGACCAAAGACCACCUUUCGCCUGCAGCCCACUCUGAGCCAAUACUCCCUCCAAGUACUGAGGCCUGGAUCCACGUAUGAAGUAUCAGUUUGUGGAGUCCGGAAUGGCACUGAGAGUGGAGCCAUUUCCACAGAGUUCACGACAGAAAUUGAUGCACCAAAGAACCUGAGAGUGCUGUCAAAAACGUCCACUAGCCUGGAGCUGGAAUGGGACAAUAGUGAGGCAGAUGUAGAAGGCUACAGUGUGGUCUACAGCACUCUGGCUGGCGAUCAGUAUGACAAAGUCAUUGUCCCGCGCAACGAUGGCACCACCACCAAAACUACUCUCAAUGAUUUACUGCCUGGCACUGAGUAUGGCAUAGGAAUUUCAGCUGUUGUAGGUGCCAACCAAAGCACCCCAGCAACGAUGAAUGCCAGAACGGGUCUGGAUGUCCCCUUGGAUUUGACUGUCACAGCCUCCACUGACAACACCAUCACGCUGUUGUGGGGUACAGUGCAGGGGCCUAUUGACCACUAUAGGGUGACCUACACAUCCUCCACUGGAGUCACAACAGAGCUUACGGUGCCCAAGGACGUCACCACCACCACACUGACAGGUCUAGAGCCGGGCACAGAGUACACCAUUACAGUUGCAGCACAGAGAGGCAGGCAGCAGAGCACUGCAGCCACUAUUGAUGCCUUCACAGGGUUCCGCCCUAUCACGCAGCUCUUCUUCUCUGAAGUCACAUCUGAUUCAUUGACUGUGGCGUGGAGUGCACCGGCACCGCCUGCUGACGCAUUCAUCUUGAACUACAGUGCUCAGGACUCGAAUGAUGAUUCUGAAAUUGCUCUAGAUGGGUCCAAAACCAGAAUCACCCUCACUGGUCUCCUGCCCUCCAGGCGGUACACUGUUACCUUGGUUACCAUGCACGGCAAUGUGACCUCAAAGCCAGUAAUAGGCUCAGUCACAACAGGAAUGGAUCCUCCCAGAGACAUGACUGUGCUGUACGUCACUGAGGAAUCUGUAACCAUAUCAUGGAUUCAGCCACUCGCACCCUUUGAUUACUACAAAAUGUCUUACCAAUCACCAAAAGGUAGGAUGGACAAUGUGGUGAUUGACAAUGAUGUCACCAACUACACCCUAACCAGCCUCCAUCCAGCAACAGAGUACGAAAUCAAGCUGAACGCAGUGAGAGGAAGCCAAGAGAGCAAGGUCAUCACCACUACUGUCUUCACAGCUAUGGACAUGCCUAUGGAGCUCACCGCAUUGAAUGUCACACCUCAGGGGGCUCUGCUACGUUGGAACCCCCCUGUUUCCAGUGUUGAUAACUACGUGCUCACCGUCACCCGUAACCAAGUUACUGCAGACACCUUCUUAGUGGAGGGUAGCAAGCAGGAGUACCAGCUGAGUCAGCUUAUUCCCAGCACCACCUACUCAGUGGCCCUUUAUGCUACCAAAGGUCCUCUCACCAGUGGCACUGUCAUCGCCAACUUUGUCACACCCAUGGAUGCGCCCCAGAACUUGACAGCUAGUGAGAUUAACCAUCGAAGUGCCCUCAUAUCCUGGCAACCACCCAUCGCGGACAUCGAUAACUACAUGCUGACUUACAAAGCAGCAGACGGCAGUCGAAAGGAGCUGAUCUUAGAUGCCGAAGACACAUGGAUCCGUCUCGAGGGGCUGGCGGAGACCACCGAAUACACUGUGAGGCUGCAAGCCGCCAGAGGAUUAGAGACCAGCGCCAUUGUUUCUACUUCUUUCACAACAGGAAACCGAUUGUUUCCCACGCCUCAGAACUGUGCGCAACACCUCUUGAAUGGAGAGUCCCUAAGUGGAAUCUACACCAUCUACAUCAACAGAGACCUCAGCCAAGGUGUGCAGGUUUACUGCGACAUGACCACCGACGGAGGCGGCUGGAUAGUGUUUCAGCGACGUCAGAACGGUUUGACUGAUUUCUCCAGGAAGUGGAGUGACUACAAGAUCGGCUUUGGCAACCUGGAGGAUGAAUUCUGGCUCGGGUUGGACAACAUUCAGAAGAUUGCAGCUCAAGGUCGUUACGAGCUCCGCAUUGACAUGAAAGAUGGCCAGGAGUCCGUAUAUGCCAACUAUGACAGGUUUUCCAUUGGAGAUUCCAAGAGCCUCUACAAACUGAGGAUAGGAGAGUAUAAUGGCACUGCAGGUGACUCUCUGAGCUACCACCAGAGCAGACCUUUCUCUACCAAGGACAAGGACAAUGACAUCGCUGUCACCAACUGUGCAAUGUCCUACAAGGGGGCCUGGUGGUACAAAAACUGUCAUCGGGCCAACCUUAACGGAAAAUAUGGAGAGUCCAGACAUAGUCAGGGUAUAAACUGGUAUCACUGGAAAGGCCAUGAGUUUUCCAUCCCUUUUGUGGAGAUGAAGAUGAGACCUUUCAACUACCGCAGCAUCAGUGGCAAGCGGAGGAGGUCCACCCAUUAAUCCACCGUCCUACUAGCUGUUUCUAUUUUAAAACGGGGCAACGAGGACACAAGGAGCGAUGUAACUUAUUUAAAUCUUUGAAUGACAAAAUCCCUUUGACGAAUGUCUGUUGUAAAUUGUAAACUUUGAGGUUCGGUGACUUUCUUAUGUGUAAUGCUAUUCGUUCAGUUCUGGGAGAAUGAAGACUAGGUAAUGUCUGGUAUUGUUCAGCACGUUUACAGUGUGAGGCCUGCAGAAAGAACCUCAUUAUUAAGUGAAGAAAAGAGAUAAUUUCUCCCUUUGAGAUAAAAGAUUUUAGAAGAAAAAUGAAUGCCCAUAAAAAUGAGAUGCUUCUAUUUUUAUAAAUGAUGAGAAAUACCUUUAAAAAGUAACUGAAUGAUCUUCAUGUUCAUGCGACCAAUUACAGUGUUAGAUUUUGCAUUUACUCCACCCUGAAGCCAACACUAUUUCUUUUAUUAUUUUUUUGUAAUUUCAUCUCAUAUUUAAACUUACAUUAACUGUUGAAGCAUUGCAGGGGAUGAAGUUCUUACACUGUUGCAAAUACAGGGUUUUCUGAAAAGACAAAAACACAAAAUGCUAUUAUCAUUGAAACCUCAGAAACCAAAGAAUUUUUCAGUAUCUGAGGUCAAAUCAAUGGAAGCUUGUUUCUGCCACUGAUUACAAAAAUUAAAAAGGUAAUUGCGACUUUUUAUCUCACAAUUCUGACUUUUUUCUAAGAAUUGUGUGAUAUAAACUCGCAAUUGCGAGAUGUAAAAUCAUAAUUGCAUGAUAUAAAGUCGCAAUUGUGACUUAUAAACUGAAUUGCGAGUUAUAAAGUCAGAAUUGCGAGUUAUAGUCAGAAUUGCGAGAUAUAAAGUCGCAAAUGCGAAUUAUAGUCAGAAUUUCAAGAUAUAGUUGCAAUUGUGAGUUAUAAAGUCAGAAUUGCAAGAUAUAGUCACAUUUGCGAGUUAUAAAGUCAGAAUUGUGAGAUAUAAAGUCACAAUUGCAAAUUGUAGUCAGAAUUUCAAGAUAUAGUUGCAAUUGCAAGUUAAAUUCAGAAUUGCGAGUUAUAAAGUCAGAAUUUCAAGAUGUAAUCGCAAUUGUGUGUUAUAAAGUCAGAAUUGCGAGUUAUAAAGUCGCAAUUGCGAAUUAAAGUCAGAAUUUCAAGAUAUAGUCACAAUUGUGAGUUAUAAAGUCAGAAUUGUGAGAUAUAAAGUCGCAAUUGUGAGUUACAAUCAGAAUUGCGAGAUAAAAAGUUGUAAUUGUGAGUUAUAAAGUCAGAAUUUCAAGAUAUAGUCGCAAUUGUGAGUUAUAAAGUCAGAAUUGUGAGUUAUAAAAUCAGAAUUGCGAGUUAUAAAGUCGCAAUUGCGAAUUAAAGUCAGAAUUGCGAGAUAAAAAGUUGUAAUUGUGAGUUAUAAAGUCAGAAUUGUGAGAUAUAAAGUCACAAUUGCAAAUUGUAGUCAGAAUUUCAAGAUAUAGUUGCAAUUGCAAGUUAAAUUCAGAAUUGCGAGUUAUAAAGUCAGAAUUUCAAGAUGUAAUCGCAAUUGUGUGUUAUAAAGUCAGAAUUGCGAGUUAUAAAGUCGCAAUUGCGAAUUAAAGUCAGAAUUUCAAGAUAUAGUCACAAUUGUGAGUUAUAAAGUCAGAAUUGUGAGAUAUAAAGUCGCAAUUGUGAGUUACAAUCAGAAUUGCGAGAUAAAAAGUUGUAAUUGUGAGUUAUAAAGUCAGAAUUUCAAGAUAUAGUCGCAAUUGUGAGUUAUAAAGUCAGAAUUGUGAGUUAUAAAAUCAGAAUUGCGAGUUAUAAAGUCGCAAUUGCGAAUUAAAGUCAGAAUUGCGAGAUAAAAAGUUGUAAUUGUGAGUUAUAAAGUCAGAAUUGUGAGAUAUAAAGUCGCAAUUGCGAGUUAAAGUCAGAAUUGCGAGAUAAAAAGUCACAAUUGUGAGUUAUAAAAUCAGAAUUGCGAGUUAUAAAGUCGCAAUUGCGAAUUAAAGUCAGAAUUUCAAGAUAUAGUCGCAAUUGCAAGUUAAAGUCAGAAUUGCGAGUUAUAAAGUCAGAAUUUCAUGAUAUAAUUGCAAUUGUGAGUUAUAAAGUCAGAAUUGUGAGAUAUAAAGUCGCAAUUGCAAGAAAAAAGUCAGAAUUGUGAGAUAAAAAGUCGCAAUUAUCUUUUAAAUUGUUUUAUUCCAUGGCAGAAACAAGCUUCCAUACAAAUCAGACUAAACUGAAACAAAAAAAAGGAAUUACUGCAAAUGCUUUUCAAUCAAAUAAUUUCUCCCAUAUUUUAUUUUAAUUGUAUUUUAUUUUAAAUUGUACGAUUUUGUGCAAGGCUGAUUAAUAGUAAUAAUAUGACCAUCCCACAUCAGAGUUUUAUUUAGGUCAGUCUAAAAGAACAUAUAAGCUGGCCUGAGAGCACUGAUAUGUACAUAUGAAGAACUCAUAUGGAGAAAUUUUACAUAGCUCUGUCUCACACUCCAUGCUUUAGAGUGUUUCAAAUGUUUUUGUUCCUGUAGACUUAGAAUAAUUGUGUCCAUCUGUGUCUUGAUAAAUCGUCUAGGUUAAUAGCAAUUCGUAGUUGAGUGCAGGAAAAUUGCAGUCUGUGUUUGCCACUGCAGUACUACAUGCAGAGUGAAGACCGUCUGAAGGGUUCUUUUCAUACAUGUUUCUAUUCCUUUCAUACAGAGUCAUUCUAAAAUGCAGUUGGGCAGACACCUGCUGACAAGCAGUCAGGCUUGAGCUUUCAAGACUUGGCGUGUAGGUCAUAAAAGCAAUGCAACUCCUAGCGCAACUUAGAACAUAGUCUUUCUACUUUAACUUUUUGUACCUGACAAAACUAUAUGAUUUCAUUCUGUAGUUUAACAUGUCCUCAAUGUAUUUUGUACAGUGAUUGAAAGGUUUGUGAAGGAGUACAACCAUGAGAUAUUUUUUCUAAACCUUUCCUCAUGCGCUGUAACACUUACCUCAUGCUGCAAAUGAUAUUUCUUUUUCUAGUAGCACAUCUCUCUUUCAUUUCUGAACUAGAGGGUUUUUUGUCUAAUUAGUUCAAUGAAGUUGUAAUAUAUUGUUUUCUAUGUAUUCUUUUUUUUUAAAUAUUGAAACAACAGUAGCAUAAUACAGAUAAUGCUAAAAUUUCAUUAAAACGUUUAAAGAGUUACAUUGGGCAAAACCAAAAGAGAAUUUUGAAGAAUCUUUUUGGGUGUCAAUAACGUCAAAUGUUAUUGUAACCACAGAAAAUACUACAGUAAGUGGUCCCAAACACCAAAAUCUUUGAAAAGUCUUUACAUUUAUUUUUAAGUCAGAUUUAAAAUUCCAGUUCUUCUGCUUCAGUAUAUCUGCAUGCUCUGCCCAUUUGUGUAAGGCCAUAGAUAAAUAUUCUCCAGUUCUCCAGCGUUCUGCUUCUCUAACAACACCUGUUUCCCAUAGUCACAAAUCUCCUAAUGAGCCUCUUCUGAGAGACAACACUAUGAUGUUUUCAAAGAGUAUCUACCCUUUUCCUUUGCGUCUAUUUUUUUCUUUACUUUUUGAAGGAUAACAUUAGAGAGUGUAGCAACAGCUGGGAUGGGAACUAGAAACCAAGUAAAUUCUUAAUCAGCUCAAGCUAAUUGCAUUUAACACUGAAAAUGACUUACAUUUUGCAUGCACCAGAAGGCAUCAUUUUCACUGUUCUGUGGAGAACAUGGGUGGAAAUAUGUGUGCCUUCUUGUGUUUUCUAACUCUUUUCUUAAGCAAACUAAUUGUUUGUAAGUUCACAGGAAGCAGCCCUUCUAGUUAUUAAUGAUAAGAGGAACAGAGACUUCAGUUUGCGUAAAAAUGAUUGAGACCACUUCUCAAAAGAGAGAGAGAGAGAGAGAGACGGGCAGAUUUUCCUUCAUUAUUCAUUGACUCAGCAUAUGGUGGAGACACUUGAAGUCCCCUCCAUUCUGACAUGCCUCCUAUCCACCAAACCACUUAUGGCUCAAGAUUCACCAUAGAAACUCAUGUUACACAUAACACUUGGAACUCUAACUCUGUGUUAUAUAGGCAACUAGGUCAUUUUUACCACUCUCAUGUACAUUUAUUUAAUUUUGAACAUGAUAGGAUAUUGUAAAAAUGCCCUACAUUUUGUACCUAAGUGAAAAUGUGUUUAGCAUGAACACUAAUGAAGCAGGUAAUGUGUGGUCUCUGAGACAUUUCUCCCUAACUUGCUAACCACAUUGUCAGAUAACCUCGGAUAUUAUUGUAACAGAUCGGAUUAGCUCUAGUUGAACUUAAAAUGUGCUGUAUAGUUCCUUUUUUAAUACAUUUUCUACACAUUAAUAAAAUAUUUAAAAUACAAAA
This is a messenger RNA of Ctenopharyngodon idella (grass carp), 8794 nucleotides long. RefSeq names its product tenascin R (restrictin, janusin) (gene tnr). Gene Ontology annotation, molecular function: protein binding. The transcript has 24 exons. Lineage: Eukaryota; Metazoa; Chordata; Actinopteri; Cypriniformes; Xenocyprididae. The coding region runs from base 457 to 4509 and encodes 1350 amino acids. The record is from RefSeq and is a predicted model, not a curated record.